Oryza sativa Japonica Group (Japanese rice) is the source of this 4848-nucleotide messenger RNA. Lineage: Eukaryota; Viridiplantae; Streptophyta; Magnoliopsida; Poales; Poaceae. The record is from RefSeq and is a predicted model, not a curated record.
AGAAAAGGUGGGACCCACGUGGGCCCCACAUGUCAUCCUCACUCUCCCCUCCCCUCUUCUCUCUGUCUAUCUUUUUCUUUUCUUUUUCAUUCCUUUUCUUCUUUUUCUUUAGAAGCUGGUAUCUGGCGGCCGACACGAGAGGGCGACCGACAACGCGAGCGCCGCGUCGGCGGAGAGGGCGGCCGAGGCAGGAGAGGAGCGGUGACGCGCAUGGGCCGGCGGGAGAGGAAGGGGACGCGGGAGGUGGCCCUAGCUGCGGCGGCCGGUGGGAGAGGAGAUGGUGUCGACGGUGAGGAGGAUGCUCGUCACGGUCGGCGAGCGCGGCGCACACGCGGCGGGCCGAGGAAGGUAGCGGGGACGACGAUGAGAGGAGGUGGAGCACGAAUCUGGACAGCGGACUGUGGCGGCGGAGCGACUGAGGUCGAGCAGCGUGACCUGGCCGCGUCCCCCUCACCAGCCAACGCGGGAGAUCUGGUGGUGGUGGUGGCCGGUGGUGGUUUCUGAACCACCAGGCGCGUCGCAAUCCCAGAGCUUGGGCCCCGACAGGGUCUAGGUCAUCGCACGGAGGAGCAUCGGCGCGGGCAGUCGUCGUCGCCGAAGUUGGCACGGAAGAGGGUUAUCCUUGUUGUCGCCGGACGGGCAGCGGCCGGAGGCCCGGACUAGAGCGUCGGAGCAUGCCGACUACCACCACAACCGCCUCUUGCUGCUAUGGAUCGCCGCGGCCACCUCCUCGCCGGCCAUCCCGCUCGAACGCCGUCUUCUUGCUGCCCCAAAGGCUGCUGCAACAUUGCGCAUGGAGGAUAUGGGGCGGCGCCCCUGGCCCCACCGUCCGCCCGCGCUAGAGAAGCGGAAGGCCGAGCACCGCCUUGGCCCCGCCGUCCUGCGCUAGAGAAGAGGAUGGGCGGCUGCUGCCUUUGGCCCCACCAUCUGCUGAGGAAGAGGAGUAUCCCAUUGUUUUUUAGUCUAACUGGUAUGCGGGCCCCACAUUUAUUUUUUUUUAAUAUUUUGCUUUUAGUGAUCACUGCCACAUAGGACGAGGACCAAGUCAAACCAGCCACAUCACUGUCACGUCAGCCUAAACCACCAUCUAAAUCGAGGGCCUUAUUUGCACCGGUUAUGAUAGUUGAGGGACCCGUUGUAUCUGGUUUUGGGGUUCAAGGACGAAAAUCGGAUUCGAUGACAAGUUAAGGGAUCUCAGGUGAACUUAUUCCACAAGGAAAUCAUUCACGAACUAGAUUAUAUGCAUUUUUGGAAGCCCACGGGACAGGAAAUUACCGGCCCUAUCCACAUCACUUCCCAGGGGGAUAGGAUUUCCCGGCCCUUUCCACCCAUAAGCUCGCGUCAUUCGCUGAUCGCAUCUCCGUCGUCACGAGCAGCCGCCGCCUCCGCCUCUCCCACCCGCGAGAUUCCGCCGUCACCGACCGCAAGCUGCACUUCCCUCUUCUUCUAACUGAUGUCAGGCGACGGCCCUCGAUGGUAAUGUUCCGGUGAGACAAAAAUGAACUUCUUUUUAAUUUCUUUCGAUGAAAGGACUAAUAAUCCUCCCACAAGUUUAGGACUCCUGAUCAUGGUUUAAUUUUUUGGUUUGGCCGAUUCUAUUGGAGGUCACCAGUAUAAGGAAAUUUCUGUCCGAAAUUUUGAACAAAUGUUAGUCAGAUUUGAACAAAAUAUUAUCAAAUUCACAAAAUAAAAAUAAAAAUUUUGGUCGAAAUAAUAUCGUAUCGGGGGAUCCGAAAUGGCUGAAAUUUCUAACCAUGCUCCUAUUCCUGAAUGAAGCAUAAGUUCCGUUACAGUUUGAUCUAAUCUCGGCACAUUUGAAUUUGAUCUAAUCUCGGCACAUUUGAAAUUGAUUUGUCUCUGCAAGAGGGCUUUGAUAUCUAUGGGGUGAAAUUGAUUUGUCUCUGCAAGAGGGCUUUGAUAUCUAUGGGCUUGUUUGGUUCUUUACCCUACCAAUUCAUUGGUAGUGCCAAAGUCUAGGAAAAUUUUGGCACUACCAAAAUAUUGGUAGGGUAAAAUUAUUUAGCUAACAUUUGGAUUGCUACCAAUUUAAAGCCAAAUUCUUAUAGCAUAGUGAAGAAACUUCUAGAAUAUGACCAAAUAUUUUAGGGGCACUACCAAAUAUUUAGUCUCAAUCCAAACUAACACACAAACUAUUCAAUUUGCCAAUAAAUUGGUAGGGUAUGUUUUUGGCAUCAAACCAAAACGGCCCUAUACGAGAUGAAGGAAAAUGCCUGACCUGCCGACCAUGGACGACGACGACGACAAGAUGGGCACUCACGCACAGGUGCAGCAGCUGCCCGACGAGCUGCUCUUGGAGAUCCUGCUCCGCCUGCCGCCCCGCGCCAUCGCGCGCUGCCUCGCCGUCUGCUCGGCCUGGAGCUCCGCCGUCUCCGCCGCGGCCUUCCGCCGCGCCCACGCCGACCGCCCGGCCGCCGUCUGCAAGGCCACCGCCACGGCGAUCGACUGCUGCGACCGCGACGCCGUCGUCCUCGACGCGUUCCUCGGCCGCUGGCACCGCGGCAACGUCCACACCACGCCGCGGUCUCCGCGCGGCCUCGUGUUCCCGGCGGCCAUGGCCCCCGAGCCCGACACCCCGUGGGUACUCGAUACGCUGGUCGUCGGCUCCUGGGACGGCGUGCUCUGCGUCGAGCGAGGUGCUCCUCUGCUCCGGGGAAGCCGCUGGGACGCCGGCGUCCAUCACUGGCCCAAAUCCGGCCGGCUCCGGGAGUACGUGCUCUGGAACCCACUCGCCAUGACCCGCGCCACCGUCUCUCCGCCGCCCGGCCGCGGCGCUGUCAUCGGAGGCUACGCCCACCCGGCCACCAUGCGCUUCCACCUACUUCACGCCGCCGGCGAGGCCGCACGCCGUCCAGGUAGCCUCGGCCUGUUCGUCCCGACCGUCUUCCGUGUCCAGCGAGUCGGAGACGGCGCCUGGCGCGAGGUUCCCCUCCCUCUCCUGGAACAACAAGACGAUCACGCGCACGCGCAGCUGCAGAUGCACGGCGCUCGCUCCGUCGCCCUGCACGGCAACCUGCACUGGCUGGUGCAGCGGGGUGGAUCGGCCGGACCCGGACGGCUGCAGGUGCUCGUGUUCGAGCCGGCGCGCGAGAGGUUCCGGCUGAUGGAGGCGCCGCCACGGCGCCAUGGCGAGGAGGACGACCUGGCAAGAUCGCGGAUCGUCGUCCUGUCCAACGGCAAGCUCUGCGCCGUGGCCGUGCGCCCGGCCACCAGCACGAUGGAGAUGUGGGUGCUCGACUCCUCCUCCUCCGACGCGCCGCGGAGAUGGCGGCUCGACGCGUACAGCCUCCGGCGAAGGAAGUGGACGAGGGUGUGCGCCGCGCGCCCCAGGAGUGGUUCCGUGGGCGUGGCGCUGCUGCCGCACCGGGAGAGCGUUGCUGAUGAUCAGCCCAGCUUCGGCGAGGCGUCCCGGCUGCUCGACCACACCAUCGACAUCGACGUCGAUGACCAGUACUUGUCUAUGAACCCAAUUACUUUGUUUUGUUACUGAACACCGAUUGAGUUAUUUAUAUCAGCUUAGUUUUAUUAAUUUUAGGAAAUGAAUAAAAUAAGAACUAUCUUAUAAAGAAUUAAUUUGUUGGUGGUAUUUUUGUUUGUUUGAUGUUAGAAGUUAAACUAACCAACGUCAAAUAUAAAAGGAAGGACGUAGUAAUAUGCUAGGAUGAUUGAAUCUGACUCUGCUACAUGCGCCUUCAUUGGGCGAAUCGAUACGGGAAACUGUUUUAAUUACCACCCGUUUAUUACAUGUCAUCUAAACGGUUAUGAAAAUAAUUGAUAUGAUAAGAUAGUUUAAUAUGUAAAAUAUCACUCCACAAACAUAUAAGUUAAAAUUCGACUUCUACAAAAAUAACAAACAAAACGUUAAUUACUAUUUGUAUAAUUGCAGCUAAAUUUGUUAUUUUUGUUACAAUUUGUAGAAGUUGAAUUUGAAAUUGCAUGUUUGUGGAGUAAUAUUACAUAUUAAUAUAUUUUGUCAUUUUUUUGAAUUUUUUCAUAACCAUUUAAGUUGACAUGCAAUAAACGGGUGGACGUCCACUCGAGUGAUUAGAAUCCAUCUCGAUACAGAUAUCUUACUCAGUAACGCAUGCUUGACUCUCCACACACACCCAGAUAGGUGUUUUAAAAUUCAUAUACAUAGGGAACUCUAGAUUUCAGAUGAUUGAAAUUGUCAAUAAUUUUAGUCAUUUUUCUCGUCCCUUUGAUGGCAAUCCAAUGAUCCUCGUUGCUUCUCUUUUUCACCCCUUUUUAAAAGGUUGACCUACAUACUUAAACAUACAAAAUUUACAAGAAAUAAAUCUAUAAUUAAUAAAAUUUACAAAAUUACAUGAAAAUGAUGCAAACUUAGAUAAAAAAAAAUGAAGUGAAGCCACAUAUAACAAUAAAAUUGCAGUUAAGAAGUAAAACUACACAUUACAUACUACCGCAAUUUUAGACAUAGGAAUACAUAUAUGGUGUGCAGCGGUCGGAUCCACCGCUAGCUCCCGCGCCCCUCGCAGUCCGCCGGGGUCGCCGCCGUCGCCAUUGGCGGUCCGCCGUUGUCACGCGCCCGUCCCACGGCCGGAUCCGUCGUCUGCGACCCUGCAGCAGCCGGAUCCACCGUUCCCACGCCCAUCCCGGGCGGGGAUUUGUGGCCCGAGCCCCUCGCAGGUCGUCGUGGUCACUGCCGUCUCCGUCGCCGGUCCGCCGAGGUCACACCGAUCGAUGCCGAGAGGAGGAGGAGAAGAUGUGGACGCCGAGAGUAGGAGGAGAAGCUGUGGCCUGUGGGAGGAGAGGUUGGGGGAGGUAGGGGAGAGGUAGGAAAUGAGGAGGAGGUGAGGUGAGAGGAGAAGA